Plenodomus lingam JN3 is the source of this 2097-nucleotide messenger RNA. RefSeq lists its product as uncharacterized. The record is from RefSeq and is a predicted model, not a curated record. Lineage: Eukaryota; Fungi; Ascomycota; Dothideomycetes; Pleosporales; Leptosphaeriaceae.
AUGGGCCGCCAAAGCAAAGCCGUCGGCGAGACUAGAUGUAGCGCAUCGUUCCUCGUAACACAAGCACGUCCAUCGAUACGUAGCCGUCAGACUGCCGCCCAUCUCUACCGUGGCCGAUCUACCUACACCUUCAAGCUGUCGUCGUCAACCUCCCGUCACGAGCUUCGCUCAAUCUACGAGGAGGACAUGGCUCCCAGCCAUGACGUAGAAGAGGACAGUGCGCCCCCUCCAAGAUACCGCGAUGACCUCGACGACCAAGACGAAGACCAUGCCAGCCUACCCUCUACCCAAUCCGCCAUGCUAGUCGCCAACUCCGAGCUUCCCGGCGAGCAUGCUCAUCCAUCCGAACACUCGGCGGUCAACCACUAUAUACCACCGCACAUGCAACAGAAAUGGAAAAAGGUGGUGGUCUGGGUCAAGGGCCCACAGCCACCGCGGCCUUGGAAGAUACAACCCUUCUUUCCCAACGUCCAAGAAGCGCCCGUGCAUUGGUUGGAGAGAUACUUUCCCAAGCGGAAACAAAAGAUCGGACUGUUGGUCUUCUUCUACUUCUGUUGGCUUCUGAGCUUUGGACUGGUGCUCCACCGCAGCGCAUUCGCUGCAGAUAUACCCGGACAUGGAAGCCCGGUGCGCGUCCGAUGUACAGAUCGCUUCUGGACCGAUGGAAAUGGAUGUGGCCUCAACGGAGAUCUGUGCCGUCCAUUUGAGAAUACAUCGAUGCCAUUUCGCUGCCCGGCCAGUUGUAAGCGUGAGCAAUUGCUCAAUCCACAUGCUGUUGGAGAUCAGUUGAUCAAUUACCGGCAACUGGUCAUAGGUGGCCCAACCGAGGAGGAGCACACCUUGGAGAAGACAUACUAUCGCGCCGACUCGUUCCUAUGCGGCGCAGCCAUCCACGCGGGCUUCAUCAACGAUGCAUCCGGUGGCUGUGGGGUCGUUGCGCAGACGGGCGAAAAGACUUCUUACCCCAGUGUCAGCAGCCAUCACAUCACGAGCGUUGGAUUUGACUCGUACUUUCCACGAUCCUUCUCCUUCGUCCCCGGUACAUCAACCAAGUGUCGAGACCUAAGAUGGCCGCUGCUCGGCGUAUCUCUUACCUUCACCAUCCUCUUGUCACUCUUCACCACUUCACCAGCAGUCUUCUUCUCGUCCGUCUUCCUCGCCGUCUUCUUUCACGUCGCACUUGCCUCGGAUCCCCCAGACCUGACCGACUACUCCGCCGUCAUCAGUAUCGCCCUUGCCCGUCUGCUACCGGCCUGUUUCUGCAUGUAUGCAAUCUACAGGUUCGCAGUGCGACGACAACUCCAAGGUCUCCGCGCACAAGUGGAAAAAACGAUUCUUUGGCUCGGAGGAUGUUGGAUCGGCGCUCUGAACAACUACACGUUCGACAAGAUCCCCAUUGAACGUCUAACGCCCCACGACAUCCAGAACCAACCCGGCGCCAUCCCCGCGCUCAUCAUCGUUGUCCUCACCCUAUUCUUCAUCGCGCUUGGCCAAGCAUGGGCACUCCGCGUCGAGGGCCGGCUCCCCCGCUACCUUGCCAUCUACGGAACAUUCGUCGGCUGCAUCCUUGCGCUCGUCGCCAUUCCCAACAUGAACGUACGUCUUCAUCAUUACAUCCUAGGCCUCCUUCUUGUCCCCGGCACAUCCAUGCAAACCCGGCCCAGUCUCCUCUUCCAAGGCAUCCUCAUCGGCCUCUUCAUCAACGGCACCGCCCGCUGGGGCUUCGCCUCGAUUCUGGAAACCCCGGAUGCCCUCCGUGGCGAUGCGCCCAUUGGCUCUUUGCUACCCAUCAUCACCGCACCCAUUAUCCACAACAAUCUGGAUAUAGACGCGCUCAGAGCGAACAUUACCUUUGACUGGCUCAAGCCCUUUCCGAAGGGUUACGACGGUCUCAGCGUGCUGGUCAAUGAUGUAGAGCGGUACCAUGAGUAUGCGGAUGAAAUGGGUGCCAGCUGGACGUGGGUCAAGAAGAUGGAAGGCGUGAAUGAGUAUUUCCGCUUUGCGUAUCUGAAGGCUGGAGGGCGGGGAGACUAUACGCGAGCGGGGGUUUGGAGAAGGGAUGGCGGGUGGACUGAGAUUCCGCCUGGUGCGUCUUGA